UCAGACUAGUCAGUUGCUUUGUAAGACAUUCAAAAAUUGUAUGAUUUAAUAUUCGAUUGGAGAAUGCUGGCGCAUAGACAUGCGGCGCUAACUCCGCGACUGCAGGGUGCCAGCAAUUACAAGGAAUGGCGUCAGAAGAUUGAGCUGCAGCUGCGCAUCCGACACUGGUGGUCCGCAGUGCUGUCGACGCCUAAGCCGGUGGAGCAGAGCUUCGAAAAUGUUGGCGCAGUUUUAUUUGUGGCCUCGCCCAAGCGCAUUUAUUUGCAAACAUCGCCAACUAUGGAUCGCAAGGUGAGGCGCUUUCUGUGUCAUUACAUAAAUCCAGAUAUACUGCCCGAUAAAUUCUUUGAGAAGAGUGUGCCCGCAAUUUGGUUUGAAUUGCGCUGCAAGUAUUCGAAUCGCAAAUGCAAAAGAUUGAAGCAAGCAGCGGCUAAAAUAUAAAUUGAAGGCACAAGUUAUUACACGAAGGACACUGAGUGAGGGUGCAGCUAGUUCGGCAGCUAUAACUGAUUUUAAAUUGUUCUUAUGUUUGAGUUGAGUUGAGUUUCGUUUUAUGUAAAGUUUGUCAAUAGAAAUUCAUG
Molecule: messenger RNA, 581 nt
Organism: Drosophila busckii
Lineage: Eukaryota; Metazoa; Arthropoda; Insecta; Diptera; Drosophilidae
Product: maker766
Exons: 2
Coding region: 64-441 (125 amino acids)
Source: RefSeq, a predicted model, not a curated record